This is a messenger RNA of Drosophila serrata, 417 nucleotides long. Its product is annotated as fibrinogen-like protein A. The record is from RefSeq and is a predicted model, not a curated record. NCBI's taxonomy places the organism in Eukaryota, Metazoa, Arthropoda, Insecta, Diptera, Drosophilidae.
AUGCAAUCGAUAUGCACUAAUCUAGCUGAUUUAAGUUCAGAAUUGGCUGCUGUUCGGGCGGAGCAAGAGCGUCAGGCAGAUCUUCUAGAGGAGUCCUGUGAGACGGACACAGGUCCUCGUCCCGCUAAUUGUUAUGAAGCUCUGGAGGAGUCGCAGAAAAGCGGCGUUACUGUGAUCCGUGUGCCCAAGUACAGCCAGAAGUCCUUUAAGGUCGCUUGUGAUCAGGACACUAAUGGCGGAGGAUGGACAAUAAUCUUAAGGCGAACGGAUGGCAGCGAGGACUUCUACCGCGAAUGGGAGGACUACGAAAAGGGAUUUGGCCUAGCUGAUGGUGAAUACUUUCGUGGGAUUGGGCAGGUUGCAUGCAUUGACCUCUUCGGUUCGUCAGGAACUUCUGAUCCUUAUGGAGGAUUAUGA